AUGGCGUUUCUUGCUCGUUUUUCUCCAUUGGAAUCUACACUGCGGACGGCGAGUAAGGGUAACUCGCCGCCCGACCAGAACCAGACCCUACGGAGCGUAGCGUUCCGCGCGCGCCUCAAAGAGCCACUAGACCACCACAGACGGGGCCCUAUAGGGCUGAUGUUCAGGCGGGGUUGCGGGGUAAGCGCAAUGAGUCAUCGCGGCCUCAGCCUAGAGCAGAAGAAGGAACAGCGGUUUUUAGUCAGCGGCGUGAAACAACCACAACGCAAGGCGUUGCUGCGUGAGCGAGGUUACCGAAGGCUCAAUGCUUUUCCCUCCCUCGCGUCUCUCCAAUCCCUAAAUCCUCUUAACCCUUCACCUCCAAAAGAUUGUAACACCCUUGCAACUCCUCGUGUGUCGUGGGUGUCCACGGGCAGCACCGAUUGCUUACCAUCAGGAGACACGUGCACGAAGAAGGAUAGACAGGAUUCCGGUACGUGUAUUGUCUUGAGGGAUUGUAAGACUGGCCUAGAAGACCUCGCCAACGGCGUACAACCUAUGAUCUGCGGUUUCCAGGAAACUGAACCAAUCGUUUGUUGUUUCAACACGACUAGUUAUACUAAAAGAGUAUCCAAACCGACAGCAGCUUCAUCGUCACGGUUUAAUAAUGAAGAGGAAAAUUGCAGGCUUAUAAAUCCAUCGCAGACGGCACCGAAAACCGGACGAAAGGCAUUUGACAAAUGUAAAGAAUAUCAAGAGAAAUAUGUGUAUCCUUGUGAACGAAAAGCUUCCCUCGCUGGAGGCUAUGGAAGGAGCAACAAUUGCCAUCAUAAGACUGACCAGCUGAUAUCUGGUGGCGAGGACGCCAGCUUGCACGAAUUUCCACACAUGGCACUGAUCGGUUUUGGAAUGAUCUCCGAACUUGAUUUUAAAUGUGGUGGCUCCAUCAUCAGCGAGAGAUUCAUCUUAACAGCGGCUCAUUGCUCGUCGUCACCUCAAUUCGGACCAGCUACUUUUGUAGCAAUAGGUGUGCUCAGGAAAGAUGAGGCUAGAGACCAGUCGAAGAUAUAUUUGAUAGAGCAGUUUAUAAACCACCCUCACUACAGAUCUCCUUCCAAAUACGACGAUAUCGCUCUGAUAAAGACUGACAGAGAGAUGCAGCUGAACCAGUUUACCGUUCCUGCUUGCCUUCAUACAGAACCAGAAGAUGACUCCAAGGCUUUAGCAACAGGAUGGGGUCUUACCCAGCCUCUGGCUAGGAGCGGAGCCGAAAUUCUUCAAAAGGUCAUCUUAACGAAGUUCUCCGUCGAGGAAUGUAGUGACCUGUAUAAGGUACACAGGUUAUACAGAAGAGGUUUCGACGAAUCCACACAGACCUGCUACGGAGAUAAGGAUAUGCCUGAUUCCAGCCAGGGUAGACGAACUAAAGACACUUGUCCUGGUGAUAGUGGAGGUCCUCUUCAGAUUAAAAGCGAGAAAAUAAAUUGCAUGUACACUGUGGUAGGGGUAACUUCAAAUGAGAUCCAUAGAUGUGCAACUCCUGGUUCUGCAGGAGUGUACACCAGGGUCUGGUCUUACAUACCAUGGAUAGAAAACAUCGUCUGGCCAAGUGACAAUAGUGUUUAAUUAUUUUAAUAAAGCUUAG
Messenger RNA from Spodoptera exigua (beet armyworm), 1624 nucleotides. The record is from the annotation of a GenBank genome assembly. Lineage: Eukaryota; Metazoa; Arthropoda; Insecta; Lepidoptera; Noctuidae.